Molecule: messenger RNA, 1034 nt
Organism: Ostrea edulis (European flat oyster)
Lineage: Eukaryota; Metazoa; Mollusca; Bivalvia; Ostreida; Ostreidae
Product: 39S ribosomal protein L40, mitochondrial-like
Exons: 5
Coding region: 104-706 (200 amino acids)
Cellular component (GO): mitochondrial large ribosomal subunit; mitochondrial ribosome
Source: RefSeq, a predicted model, not a curated record
GACUUAAAAUGCAACCAUUCCAUAAUUCACCUCCCGAAACUCCUCUGUCUUCAGAUUCCGUGUACCAAAACAUUGUCGAGAACAAUUUCUUUGGGAAAAAAACAUGGUUCUCACUUCUCUUAAACAAUGCACGAGGAUAUUUCAAAGAGGAUCGUGCAGUAAAAUGAUGUUUAAUAGUUUUCAUACAUGUGGAACACAAUAUUUUCAUGAAUCGGGGAUCUUACAUGCCAUGCCAAUGAAACGCAAAGUCAAGUUAGACCCCAGAAUUAUUUUAGAAAAAGAACAGAAGAAGAGGAGAAAAAUUGAAAGUGAACUUAAAAAGCUUGAAAAAACAGAAGGAACACGUAAACCUAUUGACGAAUUUGAUUCGCAGAGAAAGCUUAAACACCAACUCAGUGAGAGAGUGAGAAGAAAUCCUGAGUUACCCAGAGAAGAAGUGUUACAAAGAAUUCAGUUGGAAAAGGACUGGUGUCAGCACUCGUCGAACCAGUACAGGCUUCUCUGUCAGCGAAUAAAUCAAGCAACAAAAUUCUCCGCAGAAGCCUUAAUUGAACUCCGUAAGGAGUCAGAGGAACUUUAUGUACAAGCUAUUCAGGAGGAUCCUAGUCUUAUAAGUUACUCCAAAACUGGACCUACAUCUACACCAGCGAUUAAAAAUUACAUAUUCCCAGAUGGGGAGUAUAAUGACGUGACUAGAGCUUGGUGAUUUACAUUUCUAUAUCAGAGUAAUUAAUGUGUGUGCAUUGUAUGCUUGGAUUAUGUACAACUAUCAAAUAUUGUGUCAUUCAGUUUAAGAGUUUACAAAAAAAGAUGAUAAAAUUGGAAUGUUUGUAGAUUUAGCAUACAGUGUAAUGUUUCCUUUUCACUAUGUAUGAUCAAAAUAUAUGUCAGUGGAAAACUAGAGUUCUCAAUGUCACAUUGAUGUCAAACAAGAUGGAGAGAAUUCAAGUGUUGAAGUAUGAAAACUGAUUUCAUCAGAAUGCACAAUACAACAAACAUUAUAGCAUUAAACAUUCUCAAGAACAGAAGGAUCA